Messenger RNA from Lodderomyces elongisporus, 1662 nucleotides. RefSeq lists its product as uncharacterized. NCBI's taxonomy places the organism in Eukaryota, Fungi, Ascomycota, Pichiomycetes, Serinales, Debaryomycetaceae. The record is from RefSeq and is a predicted model, not a curated record. The coding region runs from base 1 to 1662 and encodes 553 amino acids. The transcript has a single exon.
AUGUCAAGAACAUCUGCAGUUGCACCAACAGCAUCUGGCUCGAAUGGCCAAAAAGUCAAGACGCCUCUUAAAAAAGAAGAAUUGGAUGAAAUAGCUCGGCAAUUGAAGAAGAAGUUGUCAAAGGCAAGUAUUGCUGCCAAACAAUCAUUAUCGCCAAUGAGAGCGAGGUCUAGCAGUAUCAACACCAAUAACGACAACAGCAAUAAGAAUAAUAAUAAUAAUUACAAUAACAAUAAUAAUUAUAAGAACAGUGCCAGCAGCAUAUCCACCGUAUCUACCUCAUUUUCCUCCGGUCCUAAAUCAUCUCCAUUGAAAAACCAUAUUCUAAACAGUACGGCCAAAUUCAAGCAGAGCAGAAGAGACUCAUCAUCAACAGAUCUGCAACAGCAUGACUCGUUUGAUUUGUCCUCGUCUUCGCCUAAUUUUUACUCACCAACUCGUCGAUCACCUACUCAUAUGAGAACUCCUGCCGCUGCCUUUUUGUCCUCCUCCCCAUUGAAAAAUGAAUCUUUUACACAUUCCAACGAUGUGAAUGACCUGAUUUUGGUUGACUCACCGACUAAAAAACGAAAGACAAACCUUUCUCCUGGCAAGAUGAUCUUGGCUGAGUUGACGCCACCAGAAGCAGAAAGUAAGCAGCAGCAGCAGCAGCAACAACAACAACAACAACAACAACAACAACGACAACAGCAACAAAGAAAUCCACCUAUGUUGAAACCAUCGUUAGAUGUGUCCUCCUCGUCUUCUUCGUCUUUUUCUUCAUCCUCUUCUGCUAAUGCUAAUCCUACCAGUGUUCGUAAAACUGCUACUGCCACAAAUGCUAACACUACUACUAUUACCGCCACCAACACCACCAACACCACACCAAAAAGAAGAGAAAGUACAAGUAAUGUUAGCCGAGGUAAUGAGAGAGGGAAAGAGGGUGCAGAUACCGCGAAAACACCUGGUCCGGAUGAAACUGAAGGUGCAGACUUGCUAAUCUACCUUGCAACUUCACCAAGCCCUGCAAAGAAAUUUCAAGGAAAACCUCGUAUAUCAUUCAGCACUGCUCCAACACCAAAACAAACACACGCACAGCCUGUAAUGCAUACCCCUCAUUUAUCUGCAGCACAAGCACCCGCUGGAUCAGUGACAAACGUAAACUCAAACUCAAACUCAAACUCAAACUCAAACUCAAACUCAAACUCGCAGCAAAUACAUAUGCAAUCUUCGCAGCAGCAUUUGCAACCUCAUCUGAAUCAACUUUCAUCAUCACUUAUGGCACCACCGGUCACUCCAAAACGCAUAAAUUACCACAACAGCAAUGCGCGUACCCCGCAAAAUAGAUUGACGCCGUUUUUGAACAAUUUGGCAUCAUCAAAUUUGCCCUCUUCAGGCCUUACUUUGACACCAACGGGUUUUAACAUGAAUGAUUAUGUUAACAUUUUCACACCAUCACCGGGUCAAGCAAUGAAGCAAAACUUGUUGAAAACACCGGAUUUUAAUAAUUUGCUUGCUGGUGCAAAUCCAAGUGGUUCAGGACAUACUAAUGCAAUGGGUCCUUUGGGGUUGCAAAAUAAAAGAACAGAGGGCAGCAGAUUAUGGAACUUGAACAAAAACUUGUACCAUGGACAUGGAUCUGGUGUAGAUCAAAACUCCAACUCAACGCGAGAGGAAGUUUAA